CCAGUCCUACUUGGAGGCUUUCGGAAAUUUGGAUUCCACCGGUGGGACCUGGAGGUUGAAAUUCACCCUCUUUACGGGUUCGACCUCAUCCUGUUUUGUUUUUCGAUUCUCAAAAAGCCAUCGGAAAUUUGGAAUCAUACCCUCCGUCUUCAAUUCCGCCAUUGGAGUUUUUAUUUUCUCGCUUACCCUACCAUUUCGUUUGACCAUCGUUGCAGAAUCUUGUAUUCUUCAUGGGUAAGGGAGGGGGUUGUGUCCCGAGCAAGAAGAAGGUGCCUUCGUCUAUUGCUGCCGAGGCCACAGAUGAUGCAAGGGCUCAUGAUGGCGAAAGAAGUGCCCCGAUCCCUAUUGAAGAAGAUCAACCACCGAUUGGUUCAUCCGGCAAUGCAACUUCUGAGGUCUCCGUCUCGGUAUCGCAUCCAGUUGAGAAAUUGAAGAUAUUCAUAGUGUUUUACUCCAUGUACGGUCAUGUCGAAAGCUUGGCGAAGAGGAUGAAGAAGGGGGUUGAUGGGGUGGAUGGGUUUGAGGGGAUUUUGUAUCGGGUGCCGGAGACCUUGCCGGCGGAGGUUCUGAACCAGAUGAAAGCGCCGCCCAAGGACCCGUCCAUUCCGGAGAUUUCAGCCGCUGAAUUGGUGGCUGCGGAUGGCAUUUUGUUUGGUUUUCCUACCAGGUUUGGGUGUAUGGCAGCGCAAAUGAAGGCGUUCUUUGAUUCGACGGGGCAGCUCUGGAAGGAGCAGAAGCUUGCAGGGAAGCCUGGCGGGUUCUUUGUUAGCACAGGGACUCAAGGGGGCGGCCAAGAAACAACUGCGUGGACUGCAAUUACCCAGUUAGCACACCAUGGAAUGCUGUUUGUUCCCAUAGGCUACACUUUUGGUGCUGGAAUGUUCAAGAUAGACACAAUACGAGGGGGGUCUCCUUAUGGUGCAGGAGUUUUUGCUGGUGAUGGCUCAAGACAGCCAAGCGAAACAGAGUUGGCGCUUGCAGAGCAUCAGGGCAAAUACAUGGCUGCCACAGUCAAGAAGCUUUUCCAGGCUUGAUAAAAUGUCUUGUUUUUCUGUUCAAAAAAAUGAAUUCAUUCAGAUUUCAGCACUCGAUCCUCAUUUAUGAUUGUUUCUUCCCUUUCCUGUCUCCAAUCAAAGUAUAGUGUUCUUGUGUUUGUAUGGGCAUUUUUUCUACGUUACAUGAUUGUGCAAAACAUACAAUGCCCUGUGCGGGAUUGUUUUUCUAUCGUCUUUCUGUACAUGGUUUAUGAUUCAUGGAUAUGGUGUUUGUUAAAUAAUAUUGUGAAUGUGGAAAUUUUCUUAUUAAA
Molecule: messenger RNA, 1306 nt
Organism: Cucurbita pepo subsp. pepo (vegetable marrow)
Lineage: Eukaryota; Viridiplantae; Streptophyta; Magnoliopsida; Cucurbitales; Cucurbitaceae
Product: Quinone reductase family protein
Cellular component (GO): membrane
Molecular function (GO): FMN binding; NAD(P)H dehydrogenase (quinone) activity
Source: RefSeq, a predicted model, not a curated record